This is a messenger RNA of Anoplophora glabripennis (Asian longhorned beetle), 5112 nucleotides long. RefSeq names its product dystroglycan. Bases 236 to 4123 code for a protein of 1295 amino acids. Gene Ontology annotation, molecular function: laminin binding; calcium ion binding. The record is from RefSeq and is a predicted model, not a curated record. The transcript has 13 exons. Lineage: Eukaryota; Metazoa; Arthropoda; Insecta; Coleoptera; Cerambycidae. Gene Ontology annotation, cellular component: sarcolemma; dystroglycan complex; dystrophin-associated glycoprotein complex. Gene Ontology annotation, biological process: nerve development; morphogenesis of an epithelium; axon guidance.
UUGUUUGCGGACUGCAUAUCUGACCGAGCGCAGAAAAACAACCUCUUAUCGAGUUAAUGUUAUUGUGACCACGUACUGCCUGUCUGUUUAGUCAUUUGAUGCAAAUUUAGAAGCUGGGGUUCGGCAGGUAGGCGCAUCCAUAUCCAAAGCGGUCGAGGGAAAGUGAAACCGUACGGUGCUCGUCAGUUGUGUGCAGGAGACAUGAGAGCGUGACCCUUUCACACCAACCACUAGGAUGUCCUCGAAUUUGACCGUCGUAGUGCUGCUGGCGGCCUUGACGUUAGCCUCCCUGGUUUCCUCCAAUCACGAGGAGGACUUCGGCUUCGACAUAUCCGACGACCUGGAGGUGGAGUUGGAAGGGGGCCAGUUGAGGAAGUGGAACGACAGGGAGAUCAUCGCUCAGGUGGGGAAGACCUUCCACCUGGCGAUACCCAAGGAUGCGUUCGAGGGGAAGGUAGAAAACUUGGAGGUGAAGAGGCAUAAUGGCAAGGGCAUCCCGUCAUGGCUCCUAUUUGACAGGAAAGGCGGAGUUUUCUGGGGUAUACCACUCGCCGAAGAUGUAGGCACUGUACACUUAGGCAUCAGAUCGAUAGGGGACAAAAGCGCGACUGAAGAACUGAAAAUCGAUGUGAUCGAAUCCAACGAGGACUCAUCGACCAUGGGGAAGUGUCCAGCCAACGAGGACCACACUGUUUUGACGUUGGUUCUCGACAAAAACAUACGUGCCAUUAAGCCUAAGCAAAGGAUCAUAGCCGUGAAUAAUAUAGCCAAGUUCUUCGGCUUGCCAUAUAGUGCCUUCACAUUAAAACCUCAACUGGAGAAAGAUGACAUUACUGACAGUUCCGUGCUUCUCGCCGGUCCAGGAAAUCUGCAUUCGAAAACGUCUAAAGUAUCCUCACUGGUGCAAGUCCCUGUGGGUUGCGAUGGUCGUCUGUGGCCGUCCACCACGCCGUUGGUGCACCAGCUCAAGCAACAAGCUAGGGACGGCACCAUAGCGGAAGUACUGCGCCUUCCGCUUAUCGGAUGGCGAGUAAAGACUGAAAGCAAGCCGGUGCUUAGAGAGAAAAGGCAAGCGAGCUCUACAAUAGACGAUUAUGGUAGUGGAGAUUAUGAUGACGAAGAAGAAUAUUAUGAUUACGACGAGGAUUACGAAGCGAAGGACAACGGACCGGCACAAGGAACGCCUCCCGCUUCGAAACCGACGGCUGCCCUUCCCGUGAAGACCACCACUAGUACCACAACAGCAGCUCCAAAAACAGAAAGUAGCGGAGAUUACGACGGCGAAGACGAGUAUGAUUACGAAGAUUAUGAGGAAGCCGACGAUUUAGGACCACUGGAAGUGAUCCCACCGUCUCCAAAGGCGACCGUAACACUCCCGGCUCCCACCACCACGACCGUCAAAACUACAACAACCGCAAGUACGGUGCAUCCGCAUCGCCACCACCACGGCGAAGUUAACCCUAGUAUAUCUGUGUUGCGGGAACACCACCAAACAACACACCGUAUUCCCGAAACGGAGGAAACCAUGUCCUUUACGGAUCCCCCUUCCACUACCUCUUCCACAACGACAACGGAAAAGGCUACACAACCUUCAACGACUCCCACCACCACCUCCACCACUACAACAACAACCACUGCCCCGACAACGGCGACGGUGGAAGAUCCGAAGGUGAUAUCCAACAAACAGAAGCAAGUCAUCGAUUACGAAGACUACAAUUAUGACAACUACGAUGAUGAAGAGGACAACGCUGAAGAUCCGGCAGAAAGCGCAACGAUAAUACCUGUGUUCUCCAAGAAACACACCACCGAGCCCAAGGUCGAAGUUACGGAAAGCGUUACGACGGAGAGUAGUGCAACGACUAAGAGCACUGUCGGAGAAGCUGUAGAGGAGAAUAUUCCGAUAACAGUACCAGCCACGUCAACUACCACGAUGAGCACGACGUCUACUACCACGAGUACGACGACUACAACGGAACAGCCCACGACGUCGCAGAUUAUUGUGGAGACGGAACCAGAGAUCUUUUACACCACGGAAACGGAACCUCCUCAGUCGACGUUCGUCGCCACGAUGUCCCAGCAGACGACGCAAACCUCCACCGUCGCCACCGUAGUGACAACACCGCUAUCGUCAACGACUACCACCACAACGGAAGCACCCACAACCGAAGAAGAGACCGUACCGGUGAAAGUGACCACCGUUCGGCAGGUUUCGACAACACCAAGCACCACCACGACCGUACGGGAAAUUACGGAGGGCAUCGAACACCACGAGAACUUCAGGCCGUUCAUCGAGAACAGACUGAAGCAGAUGUCCGUAAUAGCCGGGAAGAUCUUCAGAUUUGUCAUUCCGCACAACACGUUCAAGGACUUUGAGGACGAGUAUAAUUUGACGUACGAGUUGCUGGACUCGAAUAACAAGACCGUCACGAACAACACUUGGCUGAAUUUCAACGCUGCGAGGCGGGAAGUUUAUGGACUGCCCCUGGAGGAGGACGUUUCCAAGUGGGUGUUCUGGGUGAGGGCGUACGACAGCGAAGGGGCGUCCGAGAAGGAAAAACUGAACAUCCAAGUCCAGCAGCACAAGCUGGACCUGGUCGUCAAUCACGAGUUCUCCCUACUGAUCAGGAUCGAGAAGCACCAGGAAUUCCCACAUUACGUAGAUUGGUCCCUCAAGGUGCUGAGGGCCCUGGGCAGGAUUUACAACACGAACAUGUCCGAGAUCACCGUCAGGCAUAUCAAUUAUACCAACGAGCCCGUCAUUUUCACGUGGUCCAACGAUUCGAUACCCACGGACUAUUGUCCUAAGACUGAAAUUGCUCAACUGUAUAAGACUUUAACGGCCAACGACAGGGGCGACCCAUCGAGGGAAUUGAACACGGCUCUAGUGCCGGAACUGAGGGUGAAAAAGGUGCUGUAUCGGGAGCUGGGGGUGUGCGAACAACCCCAAACCCCCGUCGCGCCGCCGGUGCACCCGGUGACGCCCCCCAUUAAUUUCUCGCCCAUACUACGAAAUCCGGUGGACCACGUCAAUGCCACCGUUGGUGAAUUGUUGGUCUAUAAGGUUAAAGAUGAUACCUUCUACGACCCGGAGGACGUAGACCCAAGAAUGCUGAACAUAUCAUUACUGACCAGCGACCGGCAACCCAUCCCUCCUAACAACUGGCUGCAGUUUGAUGGCAAGAACCGCGAGUUCUUCGGCAUACCCAGGCACGCCGGCAGGAGCGAGUACCACUUGGUCUGCGUGGACAGCGGUGGAUUACCUGCGACUGACAGCUUGGAAGUCGUCGUGUACCCGCCACUGAAAAAGAAGUACAACGUCGAGUUCAGCAUGAACAUCACGGACGUGGAUUUCGUUAGUAACGCCGUCUUGCAGAAGAAGUUUGUCGAGAAAUUGGUGCGUUUAUUCGGUGAGUCGAGCCCCAACAACAUACACAUCCACUCCUUCAAUCAAUCGUACAACUCGACAAUCGUAACUUGGUUCAACAAGUCCCUGACCACCGACACCUGCCCACACGAGGAAAUCAACCGACUCGAGUCCAUGCUCCGCAACAUGAACGACAAAUCAAUCUCCCAGAAGGUGCACAACGUGAUGGAGCCCGAAUUCCACGUGUCCACCAUCAAAGUGCACCUGAUAAACAACUGUCAGCCAAAGAUAACGCGCGAUCCACGUCCCGAGGUGGUCGUGCCCGUGGAAGAGACGCCGCAACCGUCGAGUAGCGACGAAUACCUGAUAACCUUCAUCGUACCUGCUGUGAUUAUAACGAUUAUGCUGCUCUUAGCCGCCAUAGCCGCAUGCGUUCUAUACCGAAGGAGGCGGACCGGGAAGAUGAACGUGGAGGAGGACGGGAGACAGAGUUACGGAAAUAAAGGUAUUCCGGUGAUUUUCCAAGAGGAGCUGGAGGAGAAGCCGGAGCCCGGCACGAAGGCGCCCGUGAUCCUGAAAGACGAGAAGCCCCCGUUGGCCCCGCCCGAGUACAGCAAGAGUGGUUCGGUGAAGCUGUCGGACGAUUCCGAACCGUACCAGCCCCCGCCGCCGUUCACGAGGACCCAGGACAACGGAAGGCAGCCCAGACCAAAACCCACCCCGACAUACAGGAAACCACCCCCCUACGUGCCUCCUUAACAAUUGCACUUCACCUUUUUUCAGCAAUAAUUUUCGGAAGAACUGCCAAUGCACACUCUGAGGUCUCUUAAUAUUGAUUUUAAAUAAUUUAGGUGAUAGCCAGGAAUUUUAGCGGAACAGCGAGCAAACCUCUGCGUUCCGGGCCAGCGUCUCGAUGCCAAAUUACGUCACCCACUUUUCGGUUUCCUACCAAAAAUGCUUCACUCUUUCGAUUCUCUAACGUCUCGUCUCUUCCUCUGUGAUAUCCACUGCUAUUAUUUAUUACGGUCUUUUUUUAUUUUUAUAUACUCUUGAUUUUGCCGUGGGUGUUUUUUUUAUUAUUAUAAUUAGUUUUACGAACUAACAUCACCGAUAUUAAAGCUGACGCCUCGAAACGAAACACCUUUGGGUUCUUUUUAAUGAAAUUAUUCUCGGCGGGCAUUGAAUGAUAUAUUUUUACUGCCGCCAAGGCACCUCUAGCUCUUAAGGAACUCUAGUUAUACAUAUGUUAAUUUGUAUGAAUAGUAUGCAGGAUAUUAAUAAAAAAAAAUGGAUUAACAUAGACUUAGGAAUAAAUAAGGCUGUUUUUUUGCUGCGCCGGUUUAAUUCGUGAACAAAACCUCUGCCGCACAGUCCGCGUAGAGUAGAGUUUGUUUGGCCCUUCCCGUUAUAUAAUUAUUUUUGUACCGUUUCCGUUUGUUCGUGGAUUAAACCAAAAAUUUUACAACACUUUUUGUAUAAACGAUUGUUUUAUAAAUAUAUUCUAUGUAGGCGUAUUCUUUUGUAAUUAGUUACCAAUGACAUUGUAAAAAUAAUAUUUUUGGUAUAUUUUACAAGUUUCGAAAUAUUUAAUUCAUAUCAUUAUCGAUAAGGUCAAGGCGUAAUAUCCACUUUGUCUUAUUAUACUUUAAAAUGAAUGAAUCAUAUCCGAAUCUCAUAUUUGUCUCCCUCAUAUCGUAUACUUUUGUAUUAACCAGUCAUAUAAUUGUUCAAUAAACGAUAAUAAUUCC